Messenger RNA from Plasmodium adleri (nom. inval.), 4191 nucleotides. RefSeq names its product DNA polymerase 1, putative. NCBI's taxonomy places the organism in Eukaryota, Apicomplexa, Aconoidasida, Haemosporida, Plasmodiidae. Gene Ontology annotation, molecular function: DNA binding; DNA-directed DNA polymerase activity. The transcript has a single exon. The record is from RefSeq and is a predicted model, not a curated record. Gene Ontology annotation, biological process: DNA-templated DNA replication; double-strand break repair. The coding region runs from base 1 to 4191 and encodes 1396 amino acids.
AUGAAAUUGUUUGAUUCAUUUUUUAAACAUGCUUUGAUAAGAAUAAAUAAAAGGAAUAUAAUAUAUUUGAAUGCCACUAGAUGUUAUUGUAAUAACAUAAAUUAUAAUGCUUUGAUAAAUUUUCUAAAUAAGAAAAAUGAUAUAAAUAAAGAAAUUAAUGCCUUAUAUUCUUUAUUAGAAAGGUUGUCAAAUUAUAAGUACGAACAAUAUAAAGAAAAGUUAACUCUGAAAAAUAAUAUAAAGGAUGAAAUAACAAAAAUAAAAAUACAAGGCAAUGAUAAAAAUAAUAAUAUAAAUAUUGAAAAUGAUAUGAAUAUUUCUCAGCUGGAUCAUAAUCAAAAUGGUAAUAAUAAUAAUAAUUAUUAUUAUGAUGAUGAUUAUAAAAAACUAAUAUAUAAUUGGAAAUAUGAUAAAAUAAAAAUAUUUAUAAGCUGGAGCCCCGAAAUUAUUGAAGAUAAAUAUAAGUCCAAAUGUUUCUCUAUCCCAACUUAUAUUACAUUUCAUAUUGUUAUAUCUAAUAAUGAUAUUAAGUUGAAUAACAUUUUAUAUAAUUCUUAUGAAUAUGAUAACUGGAACUUUAAUAAAAUAAUACAAACAAUAAAUAAUCAUAACAAUUUAAAAGAUAAAGAAAAUGCACAACAACAUUCAAAAAAAAAUUCACAACAAUAUAUUCGAAAUUUUAAAAAGGGUGAAUCUGAUAUACCAUCAUAUGAUUUCAAAGAAUCUUCAUUAGAAAAAAUAAACGAACAAUCACAAUUAAAUCAUUCUAUGUUAUCUGAUAAAAAAGAAGAACAUAUGAAUUGUAAUAAUAAUAAUAUACACACAAAUUAUAAUAAUGAUGAACACAUAAAUAACAAAAGUCAAUAUAAUAGUGAUUAUAUUCAUGAUAAACAUAUUGAAGAAGAGGAACAAAAAAAAACCAAAAAAAACAAAAAAAGUUGCAUAGUCGAAAAAAAAAAGACAAAAAAAAAAAAAGAUGAAGAUUCUUAUAAUGAUAUAAUAAAUUAUACCAUAAAGAAAAAAACAAAUACAAAUAAUUCAUUAUAUAAUAUAGAAUCAAUUUUAAAUACAACAGAAAUAUAUGAAGAUAAUAUAUAUUAUGAUAAAUAUAUAGAUAAAGAAAAAAAUCAUAUUUAUUUCUUUUCCUUUAAUAUAUCGGAAUUAAUGAAUAAUGAUCAAGUAAAAAAAAAAUUAAAUGAAUGUAUUGAACCUAAUUUUAUAAAACAAAGUAUAUCGAAUAUAAACAAUAAUGAUUUUUUUUUAUAUGUUGUAUAUGAUUAUAAAAAUUUAAUACAUAUAUUUAAUAAUAUUAAAUUAAAAUUAAUAAAUAUUAAUAAUAUAUUUGAUAUAUAUAUUAUUAGUUCAUUAUUACAAUUAGUUCAAAGAGGGGAAAAGUUACAAAAUGUUUAUAAUGAAUAUUUAAAUGUUAAAGAUAAAAUUCUUAUAACAAAUAAAAUGAAUGACAUUCAAAAUUUAAGUCCUAAUAGUUUUUCAUAUUUUUCAAAUUUUGCUCCUGAAUUUAGUGAUGUCAUAUCAGCAAAGUUUGGUGUAUAUGGGUGGGGAAAAUAUCAAAAGAAAAAAGAUAAAAAAAAUAAAAAAGAAAAUAAUGAAAAUAAAAAAAAUGAUGAUAAUAAUAUAUACAAUGAAAAUAAUGAAAAUAAUAAAAAUGAUGAUAAUAAUAUAUACAAUGAUGAUAUAUGUGUGGAUAUAUCAAAUGAGAAAAAAAAUAAAAAGAAUAAAGAAGUAAAAAACAAAAAAAAGUUAGAGAAAAAAAACAAAGUAGAAAAAGAAAAACAAAAUUAUUUAAGCUUUACUCCUCAUAAUAUAAAUAACCUUCAAGAUAUUAAAAAACUUGUAUUUGGAAAUAAAAGAAAUAUAUCAGAUAUCACAGAAGAAGAUAAUAUAUGUUAUAGUAUAUCAAGAAAUUGUUGUUUGAUUUUAUUAUUUGAAUAUUUCAUAAAUAAAUUAGAGCAUAAUUUCAACAUACUAAAUUUAUAUAUAAAGGUGGAACAACCAUUAAUAUUAUGUAUAAGUCAUAUAGAGAAAAAAGGAAUUUUCUUGAAUCAAAAUAAAAUUGAAGAAAUACAAAAAAAAUCAGAUGACCCUUUAAUAUAUAAAAAUGAAAUUGAAGAAUUAUGUAAGUGUAAUAUUAAUUUAAAUUCAUCCAAGCAAGUCUCUUCAUUGAUAUAUAAACAGUUAUUAGACAUAUCGAUUAGUACAGAUAAUACGGAAGAAAAUAUGGUGGAAGAUGUAGACGAAAAUAUAAAUGAUGAUAAUAAUGAAUGUGUAGAUCAAUUAGAAGCAUAUACCCAAACAAAACAAAAAGAAAUAAAAAGCAUACAUAAUAAUAAUAAUAAUAAUAAUAAUAAUAAUGAUGAUGAUAGUAAUUGUAGUAAUAAUAAUUAUAAUAAUAAUAUAAAUCACCCUUUAUCAACAUACACUAAUAAGGAUCAUAUAUCUACUUAUGAUGUACAAGAUACAUCGGACCAAUAUGAUAAUUAUAUAAAUGAACAUAAUCAUUAUAAUAAAUGUAUAAAAAAUAACCCUUUUUUUAAUAAUAAUAUUUCUAAUCAUAACAUUAUGAACAAUCUUAUAAACAUUAAUUACAAUUCAUUAUAUAAUAAGAAGAAAAAUAAUCAUCCAUAUGAUGAAAAUAAUAAAAUAUACUUCCUUAACAGUAGUCAUAAUAAUAAUUAUAAUAAUAAUAAUAUUAACGAUAUGGCCAGAAACAAAAAUCUACAAACCAAUAAUAAGUCAUUAAAAAUUCUGGUAGAUGAAAUUGAAAAAAGUAAUUAUAUAAAAGAAAAGGAAAAAGAAAAAUUAAAAAAAAUUAUUAAAAAUAUUAAAUUAUAUAGAGAAUCUAAAAAGUUAGUACAAAAUUAUAUAGAAAAUCUACCAAAAUAUAUACAAAAAAAUACAAAUAAAAUACACUGUAAUUUUAAUCAAAUUGGAGCUUCAACAGGAAGAUUAUCUUGUGAUCAACCCAAUUUGCAAAAUAUACAUUCAAGAUUUCGUUGUGCUAUAUCUUUAAAAGGUAAGGAUGAAAAUGACACACAUGAUAAUAAUAUAUCACACAUACAUAUGUCAACAAAUAAUAUGUCAACAAAUAAUAUGUCAACGAAUAAUAUAUCAACAAGUAAUGUAUCAACAAGUAAUGUAUCAAUAAAUAAUGUAUCACCAAAUAAUAUAUCACCGCAUAAUAUAUCAACAACUUAUCCAUUAUAUACCAUGAAGAAAAAAAAUUUAAUCACCUUCGAUUAUAAACAAAUGGAAUUAUUUGUUAUGGCAUACCUUAGUUUUGAUGAACAGUUGUUGAAGUUAUUAAAUUAUAGUGAUGUAUUUAUAGAAACAGCCAAAGUACUUUUUAAUACUAAUGAUGUUACCAAUGAAUUAAGAAGAAUGACAAAAACUGUUAUAUACGGUAUAUUAUAUGGACAAACUGAAAAUGGACUAGCCAAAAGUUUAUUAAUUAGCGAUACUUUGGCUAGUAACCUAAUAGAAAACUUUUUUCAAUUUUUUCCAAAUGUCUAUCGAUUUAUGAAAAUGCAGAAAUUUUUGGUCAAACAUAUGAAUUGUGUUUAUACACUUAUAGGAAGGAAAAGAAUAAUAUUACCAAAUAUUAAAAAUAAAUAUAGGAUAAGUAUGAAUACACCUAUACAAGGAUGUGCUGCAGAUAUUAUGAAAUUUUCUCUCUUGUCAUGUUUCAGUGUUCUUAAUAAUAAUAUAUAUAAUAACCAUAAGUUAUUAAAAAUGAAUAAUAUAAAUCCUUUAAUGAUACAUAAAAAUCAAGCCUUUUUAAAUCCAACUAAUUUAAUUUUACAAGUACAUGAUGAAUUAUUAUUAGAAAGUGAACAUGAUGCUACAAAAUAUAUAAUACAACUAUUAAAUCCAAUCUUGGAAAAUGCUUUUUAUAAUUUAAUAUAUUAUACGAAUUCUCUAGAUAGACUUAAACUAUUAUAUGAUUAUAUGCAUGAUCAUAUUUCUAUCAAAACAUAUAUAGAUGUUUUACAAGAUAUAAAUAAUAAACAAUAUAAUGAUGAAAAAAUAUACAAUGGGCUAUAUAAUACAGAAGUAUCAGAAGAAUCACACAUAUAUAAUAUAUCAAAUAAUAUGGAUCAUAUAUUUCAAAAAUUUAAUUUUAAAUUGCCAAUUAAAGUUGAAUCAGGCGGAGUCUACAAGGAGUCUUCAUAA